AUGGAGCAUCCAGAACUCGUGGAGUCGCCGCGAAAGCGACAGAAGACCGAAGCUGAUACCGCGACCGAUGGUGCUGCAGAAGUGCAGCCUGAGACCAACGUUCUGGCUCAAAAUUCCCAGGUGCUGAAGGAGCUCGAGGUCGGUAUCACCGAGUUCGUAACUCCUGAAAAUGAAGGAUUUUCGGGUAUUUUGAAGAAGAGGUACACCGACUUCCUGGUCAACGAAAUCCUGCCAUCCGGCGAGGUUCUGCACCUCCGAAACAUAACCGCGCCGAACUCCUCGAAGCAACAAGAUAAGGCUCCCGCUGAGCCGGAGCCAUCCACCGAGAAAAAAACGGAAGAGCCCGCGAAAGAAGAACCUCCAGCCGAAUUCUCUGUGUCGGAGGAAGACAACGUGUUGCUCGGAGAAUACCUUGGCAAUGACAAUGCUGCGACCGUUAUCGCCCUGCACAAGCGCGCCAUGUCGAACCCGAAGUUGAGACCUGCGGAUAUCGGCCAGGUGACGGUGUCUGUCUCGGAUCGGGAUGUGCGAACCAAGAUCCAUCAGACCAUCCGUCGUGUGUUCAGAUCGCAGCUUGAAUCCUCCACCGACUCUGAGGGCAACCUCGCCAUCACGGCUGCCAACAAUCGCUUCAAUCGUAAACCUCAGGGACGUGCUGCCCGCGGUGGCCGUGCCGCGGACGGUGGUCGCAUGAGCUGGGACGAACUCGGUGGACCAUACCUGCACUUCACGAUUUAUAAGGAGAAUAAGGAUACCAUGGAAGUGAUUUCCUUCCUUGCGCGCUCGCUGAAGAUGAACCCUAAGGGCUUCCAGUUUGCCGGUACCAAGGACCGACGAGGCGCGACCGCUCAACGGGCCUGCAUUCUCCGUGCUCACGCGGAUCGCCUCGCGAGUAUGAACAAGGGUCUUCGGAAUGCCGUGCUGGGUGACUUUGAGUACCGCAAGCAUGGUCUCGAACUUGGAGAUCUAAAUGGAAACGAGUUUGUGAUCACGCUCCGUGAUUCUGAAAUUCCCGGUGUGGACCUAAAAGACCCCCAGGCCGCCAUCGCCAAGACCAACGAACUUGUCGGCACCGCUCUGAAGAACGUUUGUGAGCGAGGAUACUUCAACUACUACGGCCUCCAGCGCUUUGGUUCCUUCUCCACCCGUACCGAUACCAUUGGUGUGAAGAUUCUGCAGGACGACUUCAAGGGAGCAGUCGAUUCGAUCCUCUACUUCGCCCCGCACGUUCUCGCUGCAGCGAAGGAUGGCGAAGCGUCUACGGCGUUGAUUAGCUCGGAUGACAAGGCGCGUGCCGAGGCCAUUGAUAUCUUCCACACCACCGGUAAAAUCAACGAUGCUUUGGCUAAGCUGCCGCGAAAGUUUUCUGCUGAAGCAAGCCUCAUUCGUCACCUGGGCAAAGCGAAGUCUGACUACCUCGGUGCGCUACAAACGAUCCCGCGCAACCUGCGCUUGAUGUACGUGCAUGCAUACCAAUCCCUGGUGUGGAACUACGCUGCCAGCCAGCGCUGGCGACUUUAUGGCGAUAAGGUAGUUGAGGGUGAUCUGGUUAUUGUCCAGGAGCACCGCGACAAGGAAGCCAAUGCAGUGGCUGAGCCUGCCGGUGACAUCGACGCGGAUGGCGAGGUCAUUAUCAAGCCUCAGGGCGAGGACAGUGCCGCUGCCGCGGAAGAUAUGUUCACCCGGGCGCGAGCCUUGACAGCCGAAGAGGUUGCGGGCGGAAAGUACUCGAUCUUCGAUGUGGUUCUUCCUCAGCCUGGCUUUGAUGUCAUCUAUCCCGCCAACAAGAUGACCGAUUUCUAUCGCGAGUUCAUGGGCAGCGAGAAGGGCGGUGGCCUGGACCCGUUCAAUAUGCGCCGGAAGUGGAAGGACGCUAGCCUCAGUGGUGGCUAUCGCAAGCUUCUCAGCCGCAUGGGUGCCGAUUACUCCGUCGAUACUAGGAUCUACACCGAAGAUAACGAGCAGUUCGUGAAGACGGAUCUGGAAAAGCUGAAGGAAGACAGUGCCAGCGACAAUGCACCGAACCUCGAGGGUGACAAGCUGGCGAUCAUUCUCAAGUUCCAACUGGGGUCGAGCCAGUAUGCGACCAUGGCCCUCCGAGAGCUGACCAAGGGCAAGAUCCAAGAGUACAAGCCCGAUUUUGGCGGCGGCAGAUAA
This is a messenger RNA of Penicillium argentinense, 2157 nucleotides long. Its product is annotated as pseudouridine synthase PUS7. The record is from RefSeq and is a predicted model, not a curated record. Gene Ontology annotation, biological process: pseudouridine synthesis. Bases 1 to 2157 code for a protein of 718 amino acids. The transcript is spliced from 2 exons. Gene Ontology annotation, cellular component: nucleus. Lineage: Eukaryota; Fungi; Ascomycota; Eurotiomycetes; Eurotiales; Aspergillaceae. Gene Ontology annotation, molecular function: pseudouridine synthase activity; RNA binding.